ACCUUCUCUUUGCAACGGGGAUAAUUGAAGAAUAUUCAUCACCAUGCCGCUUUCUCUCUCAUCCGCGGACAAAAUCGCCUCAUAUGGCAUCCGUGGCGCCGACCCCUCGCCGUCGUUCUUAGCCAUUGAACUCAGCCAAGCCCGGCACCGUAUCAACCUCAUUAACGCAUGGGAUCCCGCAAUAGGCCCUGGCACCCGGGUUCUCGAACUUGGUUGCGGUCAGGGCACCUGCACGCAGGCUCUCGCGGAAGCUGUUUCCUCCCCGGGCGACCACACCGGCGCGGGGCACAUUACGGCGGUGGAUCCCGGUCCGCCCGAGUACGGUGCCCCCUUCACGCUCGGCGAGGCGCAAUCUCACCUCGCUGCUGGACCGCUCGGACCGCUAGUGACAUUUCACCGUGCAGAUCCUAUAGACUUCCUCGCCGCCCACGCAGAUACGCAGUGGGACGUGGCCGUGCUGGCGCACUGCAUUUGGUAUUUCCGCUCGGAUGACACGCUCCGGCAAAUCCUCUCGGCGCUGCGGGGCCGGGUAGCACGGGUAUGCCUCGCCGAAUGGGCACUGCACGCUACGGAGCCGGCGGCGACGGCGCAUGUACUCGCUGCGGUGGCGCGAGCCACAUUUGAGGCGCACCGAGUAGACAGCACGGAGAAUAUCCAGACGCUGGCGAGUCCACGAGCCAUAAAGGAGGCCGUGCGACGGGCCGGCUGGAAAAUGGAGACCGAAGGGACCAUUGUCCCAGAUGCUGAGUUGUCGGACGGAUUCUGGGAGACGGGUACGGUGGUGGAUCAGGGGUUUGCAAAAGAUGUAGAUAAGGAGAUCAAGGAGGAAAGAGUGAAAGCGGCUUUGACGUCUGCGAGGGACGCGGUUAUUGCAGCGGCGGACUCGGCUGGGGGCGCUAGAAUGGUGAGAAGUAUGGAUGUUUGGGUCGCGACACUGAUUCCGGAAUAGCAAGUGAAGACUCUGUAGCUGGAAAGCCACGAGAGUACCCGUCCUCGGGUGUGAGCAAAGCGAAGCUUACGCCGCCGAUUGUGUAGCCAUGUCCACUGACGGCGGCCUUAUACCUGCAGGCUGCGCAAAGGGAUAAUGUCGCUCUUCAUUCAAGCAGCUAGAUAGUAGCUAUUCAAGCCGAAACUUUUGACUGGCCACGUCAAAUAGGUAUUGCGAGACAAAUAAGUCGAAGACGGCGAUUGUGACCUCUCGAUCCUUGGAUGGGGUGGAGGGUGGAAAGAACAAG
Canariomyces notabilis is the source of this 1235-nucleotide messenger RNA. Its product is annotated as SAM-dependent methyltransferase. The coding region runs from base 44 to 949 and encodes 301 amino acids. The transcript has a single exon. The record is from RefSeq and is a predicted model, not a curated record. NCBI's taxonomy places the organism in Eukaryota, Fungi, Ascomycota, Sordariomycetes, Sordariales, Chaetomiaceae.